ACCGCCCGCGGCUGACAGUGCCCUCGGCAUCUCUGGCUAAUAACCCCCCCGUAUCCACACAGUACAUGGUGUACCGCAUGCCGGAUGGUUCCACUCACGCGGUUGACACUGCCCAGCAACACAGCAAGAGUUGAUAAUGAGCCAACAAGCACACCAGCAUGAUCAGCUGCACACAAUCAACGAGGACGAGGACGAGCCCUAUAGCAGCAUGGAGAAGAGGAAAUGGACGAGGACCAGUACAUUAACCAUGAAUAUGGACAAGAUCAGAACCAGGAUCAGGGCCAGACUCAAGAGGAGCAUGAGCAGGAUCAAGAUGCGGGCGAGGACGAAGAGGAUGACGAUGAUGAUUCCACAAGCGUCGAGGCAAACUUCCACAUUAGCCCCUCUGUUGCAGCUGCUUCUACAGGCGACCAGUCGACCCCCAACAGCGAAGCCACCAACUCCAACAGCGCCAGCAGCACGGGAGGUCGCCGGCCGUCGACACAGUCGCUGCAAUCGCGCGAUACCCCCGAUCUCCGCGUCGAGAUUCCACAAAAGCAGCAGUCCCGGUCGCGCACCGAUCCAGGCAACGCAUCCACAUUGCUUCGGCGACCCGCCUCUAGCACCGGCCGACAUAACGGGACAACUGCACCGGACGCCCCAAGCAUCCGCACGGGAAUGCCAACAACUGACGCGGCACACAAGAGCGGCGUGCGCGGGCGGCGGUUCCCGCUUGCAGUCAACACUACGGCGCGGACAGCGGCUAUCUCCAACGAGCCCGGCCCGCAAACCGCAAUGCUCAUCGAGUAUGUCCAGAGCCUACCAUCGCCGUCAUCGUUCCAGCCUAUUGUUUACCAGCAGAAUGAAAACUAUAGCCCGAUGGAAUUUGGAACAACGCCGAUUGUCGGCCCUCAGCAGACUAGCGCCUUCCAGUGGCCGCUGCCGCCGUCAUCGGGUAAUAAUGUUGCCACGGCUGCGAGCAGAAGCUCGGCGGCUGCAGCACCCCACCAGCCCUCGCCGCUCAAGCGCGAUGUCACAAAGGAUUCAACUGCGUCGACGCCUUCAGAACAGAACGAGACCAGUUCGCCUAAUAAGCGGCUUCGAACACAGCUGUGAUUCAGUGUAGUAUAUGCCAGUUUUUUCAAUUAAUAAAAAUGUCUUUUUCCCGGUUUAUAA
Kickxella alabastrina is the source of this 1155-nucleotide messenger RNA. RefSeq lists its product as uncharacterized. The transcript has a single exon. NCBI's taxonomy places the organism in Eukaryota, Fungi, Kickxellomycota, Kickxellomycetes, Kickxellales, Kickxellaceae. Bases 137 to 1105 code for a protein of 322 amino acids. The record is from RefSeq and is a predicted model, not a curated record.